This is a messenger RNA of Cynoglossus semilaevis (tongue sole), 3076 nucleotides long. RefSeq names its product plasminogen (gene plg). The record is from RefSeq and is a predicted model, not a curated record. Gene Ontology annotation, biological process: proteolysis. Gene Ontology annotation, molecular function: serine-type endopeptidase activity; signaling receptor binding. The transcript is spliced from 19 exons. Bases 99 to 2498 code for a protein of 799 amino acids. Lineage: Eukaryota; Metazoa; Chordata; Actinopteri; Pleuronectiformes; Cynoglossidae.
GUCUGUUUGUCUUCUCAGUGCACUGAGGUUCUCAGUAGGAUGUGGAGAACACAGCAGGCUUCAGUGGACUAUGAGCUGCUGACGCUGGGAGUUCAACCAUGGACGUGUACAGAGCAGCUGUCCUGCUGGGAGCACUGGUCUGCACUGCCAGUGGCACCAAUUUGACCGGCUUUGCUAAAACAGAAGGAGCGUGGAUCCUGUCACUGAACAAACGUCAGUACACGAUCAACAGUGUGGCCGAAUGUGCCGCAAAAUGCAACAGUGAAACAACCUUCACCUGCAAGUCCUUCAUGUACGUGGAGAAGGACCAGGAGUGUUGGACGGCCACAGAUAACUCAAAAACAGAGACGGUUCUGCGGAGAAGCAGCGCAGCCUUAUACGAAAAAGAGGACUACCUUCUGGAGUGUGUAAACGGUAUAGGAACAGAUUACAGAGGAACAAAGUCCAAAACCAAAUCAGGGACGAUCUGUCAGCGAUGGGACGCGAAAGAACCGCACAAACCAAACAUGGCACCGGAGACUCAUCCUCGAGCAGACUUAGACUCUAACUUCUGUAGAAACCCGGACGGAGACAGUGGCGGCCCCUGGUGCUACACCACGGACCGAAACACCCGCUGGGAGCACUGCAACGUAGACAAGUGCACUGAUGAGUGUAUUCACUGUAGUGGUGAGAACUACAGAGGGAAAACCUCCACCACUGGGAACGGGUACAUAUGCCAACGAUGGGACUCGCAGAAGCCUCACAACCACGGCUACAUCCCCAGCGCUCUACCAGAGAAGUAUCUAGAAGAAAACUACUGCAGAAACCCAGAUGGAGACCCCAGACCUUGGUGCUUCACCACCAGUCCAUCCAAACGAUGGGACUUCUGCUCCAUUACCCGCUGCACGUCUGAGCCACCGACCCUUGCUGCUGAGACCACCUGUGCCACAGGUGAGGGCGAAGCCUACAGGGGCACCAUCUCUGUGACAGAGUCGGGCAAAACCUGCCAGAGCUGGUCGGUUCAGACGCCACACAAGCACAACCACACCCCAGACAACUACCCCUGCAAAGGCCUGGAGAACAACCACUGUCGUAACCCAGGCCAUGAGAGGCGACCCUGGUGUUACACCACUGACCCUGAUAUUCGCUGGGAGUACUGCACAGUACCAAGCUGCGGGGACCAAUCCAGACCAGACGACCCCAUGAUCCCCCCAGAGGAAGAAGACUGUUAUGAGGGGGACGGCGCAAAUUACCGUGGCAUCACAUCAGAGACCAUCAGUGGAAAGAAGUGUCAGAUGUGGCGCUCCAUGAGUCCUCACAGCCAUUCCAAGACUCCAGAGAAUUACCCAGCAGCCAACCUCAGGAGGAAUCUGUGCAGGAACCCCGAUGGAGACAGGGCUCCCUGGUGUUACACGACUGACCCUAAUGUCCGAUGGGAGUACUGCAAUCUGCAGAAAUGUACCACUAGCCCUUCAUCAGGGGUCACCCCAAUCAAACCUGCCACACCCACACAAACUACACCAGAAGGGGACUGUAAGGUUGGUAACGGUGCAACGUACCGAGGUCCAACCUCCAUCACCAUCCUGGGCGUGACCUGUCAGGCCUGGAGUGCUCAGAGUCCCCACACACACAACAGCUUCACGCCAACAACCCACCCUGACAAGGGGCUGGAGGGAAAUAGCUGCAGGAACCCGGACGGUGACGUGAACGGACCGUGGUGCUACACAACGGACAGGAACAAGAAGUGGGACUACUGUCAGAUCCCCGACUGUGCCGGGCUGAGCUGUGGGACACCAGUCAUCAAACCCAAGCGUUGUUUUGGUCGUAUCGUUGGAGGUUGUGUGUCUAAACCUUACUCCUGGCCCUGGCAGAUCAGCCUCCGCACCAGCGGUGGAGUUCAUUUUUGUGGAGGAACCCUGAUACACCGUCAGUGGGUGCUGACUGCUGCACACUGUCUGGAGAGAUCCAGACGACCAUUAGCGUACCUGGUUCUUCUGGGCGUCCACACAGAACGAGCCACCGAACCGUCCAAACAGCAGAGGAGGUUGGAUAAACUGGUCCUGGAACCCAACGGCGCUGACAUCGCCCUGCUCAAACUGGAGAGCCCUGCUCUGAUCAACGAUAAAGUCCUGCCGGUCUGUCUGCCAGAGAAAGACUACAUCGUUCCCAGUGGAACAGAGUGUUACGUCACUGGCUGGGGUGAAACUCAAGGUACUGGAGGUGAUGGUAUCCUGAAGGAAGCUGGUUUCCCUGUGAUCGAGAACAAGGUCUGCAACCGUGCGUCGUAUCUGAACGGUCGAGUCAAAAACCACGAGAUGUGUGCAGGGAACAUCGAGGGAGGAACCGACAGCUGCCAGGGUGACAGCGGCGGUCCUCUGGUGUGUCACUCCCAAAACCGCUACAUACUUCAGGGCGUCACAUCCUGGGGUCUGGGCUGCGCUAACGCCAUGAAACCGGGCGUCUACGCUCGAGUGUCCAAGUUCAUCGACUGGAUCGAAAGCACCAUCAAAAACAACUGAAGACAAAAGAUGAACAGAGCAGAGGGAGAUGUCUGGACCGUGUCCAGUCUGAGGUCAUGUCAUAUUUGUUCUGCAGCAGAAACAAAGAUUAGAAUUCUGUUUCCAGGACGAGAAGUGUUUUUUUCCCAUUUGAGUUGAGAAAUAAAAUUAAAAAAAACAGAUAAAGGAGAAGAGGAGUGAAGAGGAGAUGUAAAGAUGUUUUUUUAAUUACCUUUGGUGACUCGUCAUGUUGAUUUGAAAAGACAAUUCUAUUAAAACACACACACACACACACACAUACACACAUAUACACACACGUGACAGUCGACCAAUCACACGCUGGUUGUUUCCUUGUUAACAGUCAGGUCUGUUUUUAUCAGUGUUCUUGUCUGAUGGUUUUCCACCGACCUUGGAAUUAUUCUGAAAUGACAAAAAAAAAAGUCUGUUUAGUACAUUUUACAUCAACGAUGAUGAUGAUGAUGAUGAUGAUGAUGAUGAUACAUUUAUAUAAAAACAUCACAUCUAUCUACAUUCCUCCCUGGUGAUUACAUUUUUACAAAUGUAACUCAGUGCUGAAUAAAUUCAACAUUUCAUUUAAA